AUGUCAACAGACAAGAAAACAAAGUCUCCUCGUUCCUUUCAUAGCGGAUCUACGAGUUCAUUUACUGAUGAUCGAGGAGGCGACAGCGGCAAAGCACGAGCAGGAGAGUCAGCCGCGUUUGGGGGAGACAAUGUGUUGGAUACUCUAAUGCCAUUGACUGUUGGAGAUAAUUCGUCUCCCGCGUAUGCACCCACAUCGGAUGGAGAUAAAUUACGUACGAGAGCUGGGGGAGAUACAAGCCCGUACGUUCCGAAUUCGGCUGAAGCAUAUCAUCAUGGUGGACUAGCCUCUGACAAAUUUGCCGAUUAUCCGGAUCAUACUUUCACUGGUUGUUCACCAAUAGAAGACUAUAGAAUAUUAGAAAAACUAGGAGAAGGAACAUUUGGUGAGGUGCAUAGAGGGACACAUGAGCGGUCAGGUAACCAAGUAGCAUUAAAGCGAAUAUUAAUGCACCAUGAGAAAGAAGGCGUUCCGAUAACUGCAAUACGAGAAAUUAAAAUCCUUCGUCAGUUGGAUCAUGAAAACGUUGUCAGCUUGACGGACAUGGCUAUUAAGUUUAGUAACGCAACAGAUGAGACUGGAGAAACACAACCACCCUCGAUAUACAUGGUCUUUCCUUAUAUGGACCAUGAUCUCGCUGGAUUACUAGAAAACCCUUCCGUCAAAUUUUCAGAGGCUCAGAUUAAAUGUUAUUUAAAACAGUUGCUAGACGGUACAAAUUAUUUACACCAGCAAAAAAUCCUUCAUCGUGACAUGAAAGCCGCGAACCUCCUUAUCAACAAUCGUGGAAUAUUAAAAAUAGCCGAUUUCGGUCUCUCACGCCCAAUGGUCGACAAAACGCUCACUGGUUGUGUAGUCACUCGAUGGUAUCGCCCACCCGAGCUUCUUCUUGGUGAGAAACGUUACACGACCGCCAUUGAUAUGUGGGCUGUUGGAUGUGUGUUUGCAGAAAUGCUCAAAGGCGGACCCAUUUUAAUGGGAAGAUCCGAUAUGGAUCAGUUAGAUUUAAUAUUUGAUUUGUGCGGAGGUCCAACAGAAGAAAGUAUGCCUGGUUGGAAAGAUUUGCCCGGAUGCAAAGACGUACAAUUUGGAAAAGCGCACAUAAGAAGAGUUAAAGACGAGUACGAGAGAUAUGGGAAGCAAGCAGCAGAUCUGCUAGACAAAUUAUUGGUGCUCGAUCCUAAGAAGCGAUUAACAGCAUUUAAUGCAUUAGAGCAUAGUUAUUUCUGGACUUAUCCAAAGCCCGCAAGUCCCAGAGAGCUUCCGAAAUAUGAAUCAUCCCAUGAAUAUGACCGUCGAAAGUUAAAAAUGUCCCAAGCCGAACAUCACCACAACAACCAUCACUAUGACAAUGUUCCUCCAUCACCUAAUGCAAACGUCGAUAUUGAGAAUUCACGUUAUCGAAAUCGUGAACAUCGAACUAAAAAACGGGAGAGAUCUCGUGAAAGGGACCGAGUUGAUGACUUAAAGCUUUUGGACAUUGAAACUGCCAAUUUUACUCUGAUGGAUGAACUAUCGAACAGAGAAUAG
Messenger RNA from Paraglomus brasilianum, 1530 nucleotides. NCBI's taxonomy places the organism in Eukaryota, Fungi, Glomeromycota, Glomeromycetes, Paraglomerales, Paraglomeraceae. The record is from the annotation of a GenBank genome assembly.